GAAUCUACGCCUGUUGUCCUGUCUAAAAUCUUUCUUCCUUGCUGUGCAUACUUCAUUCCAUUGGUUCUGACAACAUUAGGCCGGAAAAGCAACAGAGAAGGCUGUGUCUGAAGGUGCCUAAGUAAGAAGAAAGCUGUAAUGGAUCCGGUUGUGGUCCUGGGGCUCUUUCUCUCCUGUUUGCUUCUCCUCUCCCUGUGGAAACAGAGCACGGGGAAAGGGAACCUCCCGCCUGGCCCCACACCUCUGCCAAUUAUUGGAAAUAUUCUACAGCUAGAUCUGAAGAAUGUAAGCAAAUCCUUAAGCAAUUUAACUCUCAAAGUCUAUGGCCCUGUGUUCACGGUGUAUUUUGGCAUGAAGCCCAUUGUGGUGCUGCAUGGGUAUGAAGCAGUGAAGGAAGCCCUGAUUGAUCGGAGAGAGGAGUUUUCUGGAAGAGGCAGUGCCCCAGUAUCUGAAAAAUCUAGAAAAGGGCACGGAAUCGUGUUCAGCAAUGGAAACAGAUGGAAGGAGACCCGACGCUUCUCCCUCAUGACCCUGCGGAUUUUGGGGAUGGGGAAGAGGAGCAUUGAGGACCGCCUGCAAGAGGAAGCCCUCUGCCUUGUGGAGGAGCUGAGGAAAACCAACGCAUCACCCUGUGAUCCCACUUUUAUCCUGGGCUGUGCUCUCUGCAAUGUGAUCUGCUCCAUUAUUUUCCAGAAACGUUUUGAUUAUAAAGACCAGACUUUUCUUAACUUAAUGGAAAGACUGAAUGAAAUAACAAAGAUUCUAAGCUCUCCAUGGGUACAGCUCUGCAAUGCUUUCCCUGUUCUCCUUCAUUAUUUCCCAGGGAGGCAUAGGAAAGCCUUGGAAAAUCAGCUUUAUUUAAAAACUUAUGUUAUAGAGCAAGCGAGGGAACAUCAAGCAUCCUUGGACAUUAACAAUCCUCGAGACUUUCUCGAUUGUUUCCUCAUCAAAAUGGAGCAGGAAAAGGACAAUCCACAUUUGGACUUUACUUUCGAAAACUUGGCAUUCACUGUAUAUGAUAUCUUUAUAGCUGGGUCAGAGACCACAAGCAGCACCCUGAGACAUGCUGUCCUCCUGCUGCUGAAGCACCCAGAGGUCACAGCUAAAGUCCAGGAAGAGAUUGACCGCGUGAUUGGCAGACACCGGAGCCCCUGCAUGCAGGACAGGAGCCACAUGCCCUACACGGAUGCUGUGGUUCACGAGAUCCAGCGAUACAUCGACCUCCUCCCCAUCAAUCUGCCUCACGCAGUGACCUGCGAUGUGAACUUCAGAAACUACCUCAUCCCCAAGGGCACAACUAUAUUAACAUCUCUGACAUCUGUGCUGCAUGAUGACAAAGAAUUUCCCAACCCGGAGGUGUUUGACCCCGGGCACUUUCUGGACGAGUGUGGCAAUUUUAAGAAGAGUGACUACUUCAUGGUUUUCUCAGCAGGGAAACGGAUGUGUGUAGGAGAGGCCCUGGCCCGCAUGGAGCUCUUUUUAUUCCUGACCGCCAUUUUGCAGAAAUUCACCCUGAAAUCUGUGGUCGACCCAAAAGACAUUGACACCACGGCAAUUGUCAAUGGGCUUAUUUCUGUGCCACCUCCUUACCAGCUCUGUUUCAUUCCUGUGUGAGAAAGGAGAAACCAUGGGUCUUCUCUUGAGAUGUUGUCUGCAACUCCCUCUCAUCUGGGCAUCGUUUACCUGCUUCCCUCUUCAUCCUCUCUGUGGAGUUUCUUCUCUGACCUCUUCUUUCCUCAUCACCCAUUCUCUCCAGAUCCAGAAACAUUCAUUCUCCAUGAAGGGAGAAUUUGCCGAGUUUCACUGCAGAAUGUAUCUGUUAUUCCCUAUACUCUGAAACAAUUGUAUGGGCCAUCACAUAUGCUAAACUUAUAGAUUCUUGAGUGGUACUACGAAGCCAACAUGAAAUAGAGCAAGAUGUUUUGUGUAUGCCAAUGCAGAGCCAUUUCUCUCCCGUAUGUGCUAAAAAAGCAUGAUUUGCUGAAUGGGAUCUCAGACUUUCCUUCCUUUGUGCAGAGGGCAGGUAAGAAAUUAAAGAAAAUAGUCCAAAGGGGCCGUGCUCAUCCUCAUAAGGAUACUCACAGAGAAAGACAAAGGAGAUGAGGCAGGAAAGCCCUCUUGGCUCUGUGUCACUUAGAGUUACUCGAGGUUUGGAUGUAAAGGGAGAAAAACUGUGUUCAGGAGCAGCUUCAUCACAUAGAGAAACAUUAAGAACAGUGAUAGUGAGGAAUUAGAUGCAAAAUAAGCCACAGAAGAUAAAAAUGAAAAUCAGAACUGAAAUUUAAAAAUGUUAAACAGGAGGUCAAUAGAAAAAAUCAAUGGGAAAAGAAGCUGGUGUUCUUGAAAAGUUCCAUAAAAUUAAUAAAUUCACGGCCAGUCCGCCCCGAAAAAAGAGAGAUCACAAAAGACUAAAAACCAAGGUAAAUAAGGUCCUAUUGCUUUGAUGCUAUAAACAUUGAAAUGAUAAUAAAGGGAUAUUGUGAACAUC
Pteropus alecto (black flying fox) is the source of this 2488-nucleotide messenger RNA. RefSeq names its product cytochrome P450 2C19. NCBI's taxonomy places the organism in Eukaryota, Metazoa, Chordata, Mammalia, Chiroptera, Pteropodidae. Gene Ontology annotation, cellular component: cytoplasm; intracellular membrane-bounded organelle. The record is from RefSeq and is a predicted model, not a curated record. Bases 139 to 1614 code for a protein of 491 amino acids. Gene Ontology annotation, biological process: xenobiotic metabolic process. The transcript is spliced from 10 exons. Gene Ontology annotation, molecular function: heme binding; iron ion binding; oxidoreductase activity, acting on paired donors, with incorporation or reduction of molecular oxygen, reduced flavin or flavoprotein as one donor, and incorporation of one atom of oxygen.